AUUAGUAAGCAAACACCUGUUUACCACCGCACCACACCUAGCCGUUCAGACAAAAGGCAAAGGGAGAGCGAUCACAGGCCAAGAAAGCGAAAGGGAGCGGCCGGGUCGGGCUAAACCCUGGGGCACUCUCGCCAUGACGACGAGGCCGCAUUGCGCGGCCACCCCGCUUUCCCCUUCGUCUCGGGCUUCCUCCCCCUCCUCGCUCUCCUGCGUCUCCUCCGCCGCGUCCUCGUCGGGCUCCUGCUACGUGCCGGCGUCGUGGCUGACGAAGUGCGGCGGCAAGAAGAAGAGGAGCAGCCGUAGGAGGGCCAAGAAUGGCGCCGCCGGCGGUGCUGUUGCCGUCCCCAGGAGGAACAGCUCCAUCUACAGGGGCGUCACCAGGCACCGGGCCACGGGGAAGUUUGAGGCGCACCUGUGGGACAGGCACGCUCGGUGUCCGGCCAAGAGCAAGAAGGGCAGACAAGUUUAUCUUGGAGCUUUUGACAAUGAGGAGGCAGCAGGCCACACCUACGAUCUUGCAGCGCUCAAGUACUGGGGCUCAGAGUCCUCAAACUGUAAACUCAACUUCCCACUGGAAUUGUACAGGCACGAGCAUGAGAGGAUGCAGUGCAUGUCAAGGGAGGCGUACCUGGCCGCUCUGCGGCGCAAGAGCAGCUCCUUCUCGAGAGGCGCCUCCGAGUACAGAGGAGUGGCCAAGCACCACCGCAAUGGCAAGUGGGAGGCCAGGAUAGGCUAUGCUAACUGCAAGAAGUACCUCUAUUUGGGGAUAUUCGGGACCCAGGAGGAGGCAGCCCGGGCCUCCGACCUCGCAGCUCUGGAAUUGCGGGGCCAUGCCGCGAUCACCAACUUCGACAUCAGCAGCUACACGGAUUACCUGCAGCAGCUUGAGCAGCCGAUCCCCAAGGCCCAGCCGAAGCCGGCUCUGAAGCCCAAGCCCGAGCCCGUCGACGAGGAGGCGCUGCUGCCGCUGCCCAUGGCUGCUGGUCCGAUUCCGGCGCCGCUUCUGACGCCCAAGCCUGAGCCCGAAGACGAGCUGGCCGGUCCACUGGCGCCGCUGCCGCCGGGCCCCGUGCUCCGCGACGCGGACGACGUGGACCACGCCAUCGCCGUGAUCCUGCAGGCGCUCUGCAUGGACCCGGCCGACUUCGAGGCCCGGUACCCCGCCCGCGGCGCCCGCGCGCCCGGCUGGCCGUCCGACGACCACCAGCUGCGCGGCCUGCCGCUUCCGGACGCCGUGGGCUUCGAGGGCGACAUCGAGACCCUGUUCGAGGCGCUCGGCUCGGCCGGCCCUGGCCAGGGGGGCGAGGUCCAAGUCCAACCCCCCGCCGCCGUGCCUGACGCCGCCGUCUCCUGCGCGGCUGCCGCGAUCAGCUCGCUGGCGUCCGGGCGCUGGUGGUGAUGCGCGGGCGCGCACGCUCCCUGCUCCCAUCCACCGGCCGUGUAAUUACGUGGCAACGUGUCGGUUCCUGGGGGUUUUGGGUGGCAUUUUGGUUUGUGGUUUUUGGCGUGUAAAUGCGAUGGCGUGGCAGCUCUCGCUCUCGAGUCUCGAUCCUUUUGGCCUUUGGGGGAAUGUGUAAGUGGGAGGGGGCUCGAGCUUUUGGGAUGAUCCACUGUGGAAGCCAUGGAAACUUGUAACUUGUCGGCUACGCUGCCGUAUCGGGGUGUCCAAGUUGGAUGCCGUGGCAAACUGGCAACAAGUGCUCGUGCGGUGUGACUGAUGCGAUGCACAUGUUCUGCUUGUAGUACAGUAGCUGCUAGCUAGCUAGAUACUGAUAAACUGAAAUGACAAGUUUCUGCUA
Molecule: messenger RNA, 1799 nt
Organism: Panicum virgatum (switchgrass)
Lineage: Eukaryota; Viridiplantae; Streptophyta; Magnoliopsida; Poales; Poaceae
Product: AP2-like ethylene-responsive transcription factor At1g79700
Exons: 7
Coding region: 134-1399 (421 amino acids)
Biological process (GO): regulation of DNA-templated transcription
Molecular function (GO): DNA binding; DNA-binding transcription factor activity
Source: RefSeq, a predicted model, not a curated record